Chara braunii is the source of this 1874-nucleotide messenger RNA. The record is from the annotation of a GenBank genome assembly. NCBI's taxonomy places the organism in Eukaryota, Viridiplantae, Streptophyta, Charophyceae, Charales, Characeae.
AUUGUACCUCUUCGUGUUGCUUUCGAUGCACACUUUCAUCCUGGUCCACGCACGACAAAGGGUCUAUUCCGCCAAAGGAAUUCUUCCCAGGUGGAUGGCGGGACGAACUCACACGUAAGUACGAGUGGUUGAAGGCCCAGCAAACCGGCUCAAGCGCUCAUUGCCACGCUGAAGCCCGAGAUCCUGGACGCAAUGAAGAGAAUGGUUGAGACGGGGGAUUUUCCGAAUUUCUUCCGCAUGAUUGGAUUUAGUGAUAUUGCUAACCUUGUGUGUGUCUGGGAUCAGGGGAAAGAUGCUUUUGUAGCCAAGCUCCUGGACAAUGCCGCAAGACUGGAGGUAAGGAAGACGGAGUAUGAAAAAGAAUGCAUGGAACUGCCUGCCAGAACGCCAAAAGUUAAACAGAUGUUUCUUAAGAUUUGGGAACUGGAUCACUCGCAUCUGCAGGGGCAGGCUGCCGAAACACCUGCGUUUGGCUGCACAAUCGUCGGAGCUCUUGCCCUAGACGACGAGGAGAUGGCGGAACUAAACGCAGCCAUAGCCGCAGUAACCGCUACUGCCAGCUGCACCCCGGAAAAGGCCUCAUCCUCCAAAGCCCUCGACCACACGAAAUGUGAGUACUUCAGUCCGGUGAUGUGGCAGAAGAAGGUUAAAACUGCCCCGAAGAUUGACCUCAAGGGUCUCAGGAAGAGUUGGAAUGUCGGACGACCUUACCUGAGAUGCAGAUGCGCGACGAAGAGGAAGAAGGACUGCGGAACGGAACCGAUUUGGAUGGACCAUGCGAUUUGGUAUCUGCUAGCGCACCCGGACAUCCUAUUCCCCAACAUCGCCUCCGUCAAGGAUGAGAGCUUCGACCUGGAAGGAGGAGGCAGCAUGAUCGUGCUCCCUUCAGGAAGAUCCGCAUGGAGAAGGAAGGAGCGGGAGCAGGACCAAUUCGUGCAUGUAAGAUACACGAGCAGGCUUAUGGAGGCGAUUCCUCUGAGGAGUAUGGUACUGGAGGCGCUCAGGCAGGUGAUGGGGGAGAGAUCGGCGGAUUGGCUUGAAGACGUGAUCAUCGGAUGGAGGUAUGACGAAGCCUUGGGAACCAAGAUUUGCAAGCCGGCGGCGGUGUUCAGGAAAUUUAAGACGGGCGAAUGGGAGGCAGGAUAUAUACCUGAGUUCUGCCAAUGCGGCGCAAGGAGGCAUGCCGAGUUCCUCAACGCUGCCACCAUAAAGAUGCUCCCAGAGGAAGGUACCUCACACGUCGUCACCAAUGACACCGGCAUUACAAAUAAUGGCCAGUUGCAGCUCAUGCUCAAUGCAGGUCUGAACCACAUCCCACUCAGGGCACUCGAUGAGGAGUUUGCACUGGACGAAGUCGAGGUGGCGCUGGAUAAGAUACUGACCACACGGAGAUGCGAUGAGGAGUUGUCCUUGGGGGAGGAGAGAUGGGUCAAGACGUUGGUUCGAGAGAAUGCGAAGAAACGCGUCAAGAGCUUUCGGACAAAGCAUAUGCAUAUUACAAGCGAGCCGAUUAACAGCACGGCAGUGAGAAGCGAGAUCGACUGGCUGACCAGUCGAUAUUUGGGUUGUCCGACGGACAAAGCGCCACACACCCCCACGUUCGUGUGCAUCAACUUCAUCAGGAAACUAGCAUUGCAGAGGCUCUCGGGGCCGGACUUCAUACCGCUCCCAGAUUCGCCGGAGCAGGUGGUGGCAAGGCUGGUACAAGAAGCGGCAGCCUUCACUCACGAAGGGCACGAGGCACUUCCGCUCCCACACCUCAUGACGGUGUACAAGGCGCACAAGCAAGCAUUCUGAUGGAUAACGAACUCUGCAGGAUCGGUACUCUCCCCGGUGGCGAACAUCUGUGAUAGACUGUUGAAGCUCCUAGCUCA